Molecule: messenger RNA, 1064 nt
Organism: Lactuca sativa (garden lettuce)
Lineage: Eukaryota; Viridiplantae; Streptophyta; Magnoliopsida; Asterales; Asteraceae
Gene: EDA6
Product: embryo sac development arrest 6
Source: RefSeq, a predicted model, not a curated record
UUCUCUCUCAUCUCUCUAUAUAAAAACCCCCCAAUCUCACACCAGUUUUCCCCAACCGAUCUCCGCCCUUCCACCGCCUCUCGUCUCCCUUCUUCCAAUUCAUCUCUCCGCCGUCGUCCGGUGUCCCCAUCGACCGCCGCUGCCCUUGAAACCACCGUCUAUGUACCGGAUCUAUCAGUUUCUGCUGAAACCCUAAAAAUUCAAUUUGAUUUUGAUUCACAUAACCCUUUUCUCCCCCUUCUCUCUCUAUUUACAAUUUUAGCCCUCACCCUAAGCGUAAUUACCGUUUUAGCCCUUCCCUGUUUCUCUAUGUUGUUUCGUGUAGUCGAUUUCUCCGACGACGAAUUCACCAGUCCACCGGAAAACACUUUCUGCAUUUCGGAGAGGAAGUAGCACACAUCGGAGUUGACGUUGUGUGACGAUGAAUGACCAACGGCGAUACGGAAUGUUGAUGCCUGGAGCAUCGCGAUUCAAGCGCAAGGAGAGGGAAUCAGUUUAUCCAGCGAAACGAUCACCACUAGCACCACCACCACCACCACCACAGAAGCUGACACAGGCGACAGUUGCCUCAUCUACGGCUUCUAAAGGAAGUAAAGGAAUGGAAGCGAUGUCAUCGAACAAACUCUUAGCUGGUUACAUGGCUCACGAGUUUCUAACGAAAGGAACUCUAUUAGGACAGAAGUUCGACGGAGGAGCUGCGGCGAGAGGGAAAACAGAGGCGAACGGAAAUGAAACUUACAAAGAGAUCACGAGUUUGCUGAUGAUGAAAACCGAUGGAGGAGGAGGUGGAGGAGCUCGUAUACCUGGAAUCGUGAAUCCUACACAGCUUGCUCGUUGGAUUCAGAUGUAAUUGGGGAAGAAGAGUACAUGUACGUAAUGUACAAAUCACAUCGGAAUCAAUACUUUCUUCCAUUUUCGGUUUGGUUAUAUAUAGUCUCUAUGUUGUUCUUGUUUUCGUUAAUGAAUGUCUUAAUGAUUUGAUCGUAUCAUCUAUAAUACGAUAUCGAUAUGAUCUGUUUAAACUAAAAUUUUGGAUGGAAAUUAAACGUUUACUAGUGCUCUUA